AUGUCGGUGAACGACCUACCCCCCUCUGCGGACCCAACGAUAUCCCAUACCAAUCAGCCAUAUGCAUCCGACCUCGAAGCUCUCGAUAAUCGAUUAAAACGCCUAUCAGAGGACGUAUUUCCUCUUCACCCUUAUCUUCUCACUCUACCGACGAACGCCCCAUUUCGUCUGAGCUCCCGUUCCGCGAACAAUUGGGCCGUUGGACAUGACCGGCCGUUCUCCUCGGACGAACAACAGCUUCAGUAUAUGACCUUCUUGACACACGACAGCGGGGAUUCUUUGCUCUUGGCUGUUGGCGAUUGGUCGGACGAGUCUGGACGCAUGAUGGCCGAUCGACCUAGAACCACAAGCACAACCGCUACCGAGAACCCCAGAGACGCAGUCUCCAAGAAGAAAAUCAGCCUGAAAGAUUAUAAUACUCAGAAAGUCACUAGCACCUCCGUCGCUACACCUACACCUCCACCGCCGGAAAAUCACAUUCGAGAGCGCUCAGCACACGCGAACAAACGCGAAGGAGGAGCUAAAGCGCGUGCGACAACUCCAACUCCGGACCUCACGAUCUCGAACGACAAGCUUGAAACACGAUCAAUUCCUACCAAAUCACAAUCGCAACAACGAUCACUAUCACCCACCAAAGAUUCACAUUCUUCCAAGAAACGGCCUUCGGCGUCAUACGCAGAUCUCAACUCACACUCACACUCACAACCACCAAAAGGCUCGGACAUAAUGCACUCUCCCAAAAAGCCGCGACUCUCCCCCGAGAAGGACCAGCGCAUUGAAAGCCAACCAGCGAAGUCGUCGCGCUCUCCACGACUUCCUGCACUUUUAUCACCUACACUGCCACCUACCGCUGGUCCAAGACUCCCCCGGUUACUGUCUCCAACCUUGCCGCCAGACAUUGAGAAGGAGCUGGCUAAGAUCGGCGGGCACUCUCCUGUCCACCAUACUUCCCCGAAACGCGAAAAUGCCGCGAUUAGGACGAAACGCAAUGAUGAGCUUCACCAAACCAGGACCCCGACAUCGACAUCCGUGAACAGCGGCAGCAAUUCGAGUCAGCAAGGCGGAAGCGGUCGUGCGGGUACAUCAUCCAAAGACAAAGACUCGCUUGUGCCAAAUCCACCAAGGCGCAUCGUUUCUCUCAAGUAUGGAAAGUCAAACCGAAAGAGGGUCGAGGCUCUUCUGAAGUUCGCCGGGAAAAAGAAAGCAUAUCCGACGAAUUCUACACCUGGUGCGGACACGGAUCCUGAUGAUGUCUCUCACUCUCACGUCGAGAGGAGGAGAGAAGGGGACGUCAGCCAAUCACGCAAUAGUGUCGCAUCCAAAAAGAUCAAGAGUAAAGCUAGGCAUGAAGCCGACGAGACCCUCGGCUCUGGCACUGUGGGUGGUCGAGCCCGAGAUCGAGAAUCCAGGACGUCCAUCGAUAAACCUACCACGCCAGCAUUCCAUCCACCUGCUCACGACAGAACCAAACCAAACACACUGACACCAGUCAAGGACCUCAAGAACAUGGUGUCCCGCCAUGGUGAACCUGGCGAUGGCGAUGGCAAAACACCAAUCAAUCCGACAAACAAACGAUACUCCACCGAUCUGGGAGCAAAGGGGUCACCUUCUCAGCCAGAAAGUCGAUCUCGCGACAGCGACCGUCGAGCCUGGCGAGACGAGUUCCAAAAAUUCAGCAGCAUCGGUCGAGAAUUGAAGCAUGCCUCCGAGCGCUACACAGCUAUGACUGGGCCUUCAAUCGCAGAUGAGAAAUUGUCCGUCGUGACCGCCAUCGAAGCAAUCUUGUCCUUCAUUCUCGCAUUCGUCUCUGAUAACCAGUGCAAGUCGCUCGCGCGACAAGUCGGCGAUUCCUCUUCGUGGGUGUCUAUUCUCGCUUACUGGCGAGUCGUUCGGAAAAAGAGCGGUCCAUAUCCGGUAUUACAUGGGCUCUCCCUACUUCUCGGGGCUGUCUCUUACGACGCUAUACAUGCAUUGGAUCUUGAACGCCUUGCCGUCAGCCCAUUGCCAGGAGAACAUACCCCGGCCCCUACACCUGGCGCUGGCGGCGGCGAUGGUAGUCAUCACCCUACCCCAGCUUCGUCAGACGACUACAAGAAAGCAUGGGAAAAAAUCUCCGAACUGAGAAAUCGUCUUCCAGAGUGUUAUCGGGAAUCCCAAAGGUUAUGGCUGGAAGGAUCCAGAGGUCUCUCUGAAGAUAUUCUUAGCCAAGAGUUUCCCAAUACGUGGUCACGGCGCUCUCAUAACUUUGCUGAACGAGGCAGGAUACCUCUACGAGCUGGUGAAUAUGCCGGUGAUUAUUUCCUUCCUCUUGGGGGAACUACUCAGCCCAUUGAGAUUGUGCGGUUUAGUUGGUCGAUUCUUCAUGAGUGGUGCGAGCAGGAGGGUAUUGAUUGGAACGAACGACUCGUUCUUUGA
Molecule: messenger RNA, 2415 nt
Organism: Penicillium cosmopolitanum
Lineage: Eukaryota; Fungi; Ascomycota; Eurotiomycetes; Eurotiales; Aspergillaceae
Exons: 1
Coding region: 1-2415 (804 amino acids)
Source: RefSeq, a predicted model, not a curated record